UGGUAGAAACACGGCCAGAUUUUGGGACUCCGUCCGUCCUAGUCAAGGUCACCGACGCGUGGUGGGAUCCGAUAGUCAAAACCACUCACGAGAGUUGUUGAAAUUUGAGACCAAAUCGCUGAAAUCAAACCCAUAUAUCUCUAUGCAUACAGAUGCCAAAGACCUAGGAGCACCGCCAUGGUCGAAGCAUUAACAGCUCCCGUCCGCUACCGCAUCUCGGCGGCGUGCCACCGGGGCACCGGCCAUACCCCCAGAAUCCACGCCCUCCAACAACAGCUCGCAUUCGAGACUGAUGAUCAUGGCCGGAAGACGACCCGUUUGGCCGAAUCCAUCUCACACCUCCUUCAUCUCCACAUCGAAACACCUGCCCGGAGAAACGUUGACCACGGCAACUGGAGCUUGGAUAAUUUUGAUCUGGAGAAGAAGAACGACACGCCGGCGACGUCUCCAAAGGAAGAGGUUUCAGAGAAAUGGCGGGAAAUCCAUGGCAGAAAUGACUGGGAAGGGCUUCUAGAUCCGCUCCAUCCAUGGCUGAGGAGGGAGAUCGUCAAGUACGGUGAGUUUUCUCAGGCGACGUACGACGCUUUCGACUUCGAUCCGUUCUCGGAGUACUGCGGAAGCUGCAGGUACAACGAAAAGAAGCUUUUGGAGAAGCUUGGGCUGGCCAGACAUGGGUACGAGGUGAAGAAAUACAUUCACGCGAUGUCGCAUGUGGAGGUGCCGAGGUGGCUGGAGAGGUCCAAGCUGGGAGAGACGUGGAGCAAGGACUCCAACUGGAUGGGAUUCGUUGCCGUGAGCCACGAUGAGGAGUCGCGCAGGAUAGGGCGCCGCGACAUCGCCGUGGCGUGGCGGGGCACGGUGGCGCCGUCGGAGUGGUAUGAGGAUAUGCAGCAGCAGCUGGAGCCGGUUGGGGGCGGCGACGCCCGGGUGGAGCGGGGUUUUCUCAGCAUUUACAAAUCCAAAAGCAUCGCCACAAGGUAUAACAAGUCAAGUGCAUCAGAGCAAGUAAUGAAGGAAGUGAAAAGGUUGGUGGAUUUCUACAAAGACAGGGGAGAAGAAGUCAGUCUCACCAUUACCGGCCAUAGCCUUGGCGGAGCCCUAGCUCUACUCAAUGCCUACGAAGCUGCCACCACCAUUCCCAACCUCCCAAUCUCUGUCAUCUCCUUCGGCGCCCCUAGAGUUGGUAACAUCGCCUUUCGAGAUGAGCUUUACCAACUGGGUGUCAAAACCCUAAGAGUUGUUCUAAAGCAAGAUGUCGUUCCUAGAAUGCCAGGCCUUGUCUUCAACGAAAGCCUCCAUAACGACUUCAUUGGAACCCUAGAAUGGGUCUACACCCAUGUCGGAGCAGAAUUGAGGCUCGAUGUUCGAUCCUCACCGUUUCUGAAGCGAGGGUUUAACCCGAUAGGAUUUCAUAUGCUAGAGACUUAUCUACAUCUGGUCGACGGCUUUUUGAGCUCAACCUCGACGUUUCGGUCUGAUGCACGAAGAGAUGUGGCAUCAGUGAAUAAGGCAUGCGACAUGCUUGUGGAUGAGUUGAGGAUUCCACCGUGCUGGUAUCAAAUAGAGAACAAGGGUUUGGUGAGGAAUGACCAUGGCCGAUGGGUUAAACCUAGGAGGGAUCCAGAAGACAUACCUUCUCCAUCCUGGGAAGGAAAGGGCUACUAAUGAGAGAGGAAAGUUGUAAAGAAUUUGAAGGUUUUUUGACACAAGGUGAAGGGGUCGAUUCAUUUGAACAAGUUUAAUUUGGUAUAAGAGGCACCAAAGAUAACUGGGAUUAUAACUUACUUAAAGAAAAAUGAUUAAUUAAGUAGACUCUUAACACGAUGAUGAUAGAAGAAAAAUAAGACUUAAAACAAUAAAUAACAUAUUGCUCUAAAUGAAUUAUAUAUGAGACUACUAUAUAUAAUAAGCUAUUUAUAAAGAGAGUUACAUAGAUGAUCAUAAACAUGCAUACAAGAUAUAAAUGUAUAACUAACAGUUAAAUUCAAAAUAUGCUAAUCUUUAUAACUACAAAAAUGAGAAUUUCUUUCUCUAGAAACUAGGGUUUCUAAAGUUGUAUGUCAUUAAUUACUAUCACCCAUUGUUUACUCGCUACCUCUCAGUGAUCAUCCAUCUCUCAAUUCUCUAGUGUAGAAUAUUUAUCUAAUGCCAUUGGCUUCUCUUUCCACGGCAAAAAAACACAAUUAAUGACCAAAUAUAAAGAUGGAAACUUA
Messenger RNA from Diospyros lotus (date-plum), 2213 nucleotides. Its product is annotated as phospholipase A1-Igamma1, chloroplastic. Gene Ontology annotation, biological process: lipid metabolic process. The record is from RefSeq and is a predicted model, not a curated record. NCBI's taxonomy places the organism in Eukaryota, Viridiplantae, Streptophyta, Magnoliopsida, Ericales, Ebenaceae. The transcript is spliced from 2 exons. The coding region runs from base 178 to 1665 and encodes 495 amino acids. Gene Ontology annotation, molecular function: glycerophospholipase activity.